CGCUCGAGAUUCUUUUCUUCGACCGGACCGCCGCGGAGUUUGCAGACCGUGUAGUCGUCGUCGUCGCGCAGCCAGAUCCAGAAGGUGUUCUCUCGAUUUUUUCCCUGCGGUGGUGUGUCAGAUUGUUCACAAAGAGCCCAGCACAAAACUCCAAAACAUGGCGACAAAGUUGUACCGCUGUUGCUGGAGAAGUUGUUUGUGCUAGGAAAAAUUGUGGUGCGGCGUUGUUGGUUUUACUUUUCGCUUCGGAUCGAUCGACCCGAUCGGUUGAUGGCUGCUGGAAGCAAAAACGGUCGAAAGUGUCGCGAGUGAAAUUCGGUUCAAUCGGUUUGCGUCGCGGUCGAAUUUUCGGAAGGAGUUUCCGGGAUUUGAUUUUCACGGACGGGUUCCGAUUCUGUUCCCGAAACUGGAGUGUUCGCGUUCGGGAUUGAAAAGUCCGAUUUGGGUGCAGUCGGCACAGAAUAAGGUGCGGUGGAAGAGAACCUGAAAACAGGAUUGCUUUGGUUUGUCGCUGGGGUGUGAUUCUUCAGGCGCUUCUGACUUCGAUAUUUUGUGAGUUUGGAGAGAAAGGACGGAAGAAGAGAAUAAAGGAAAGGAAAAAACGCAACAACAGCAAAAGGUGGAAAAUAGCCGUCAUGUGCGAAAAAUAGUUCGGUUUCUGCCUUAAUUUCGAUCGUUGUGAAGAAGGGGGUCACCCGGAAAGCACCCGGGAGUGAUGUCUGUGAGCUGGAAAAACGGCCAUUAAUAAUUUAUAUCCAUGCGGGAGGUGUGUAUGCGAAGAAUUCUAUGAAGUGUGAAAUCAAUUGAAUAUAAAAAAUAGCUGGAAGUGUAGAUUUCUGAUCCUUUCAUAAAAGCAGGAAGUGAUUCUGAAUAAUCAGAAUAAGAAGUGCGUAGCUGACAGAUGUGAAAUUGAGUCCAUAAUACCGGAACCGUCGCCUAUUGCCAGUGUGAGAAACAAUUCCGGAGGAUACACCCGUCUUCAACGUCGUCGACGUGUCCCCAAAGCUCUCCCUCCUCUCUUCCCGGUUCUUCCUGGAAAUUGCAACACCUCUACAGAAAAUCGCACAGCAAGAAGCGAACAUUCAUCUUCCAUUUUUCCACAAUCACCAUCAUCAUCGCCAUCCAGAAGAGAGCAGAGACCAACAGCAGCAGAAAGGCAGAAAAGUUGUGCUGCACUCACACAGUCUCACCAUAUCUUCCUCCCAGACCCCUCGAGGCCUAAAGCAGUCAGAACGGGGAAAAUUGCAUCGUCUGUUGUUGGGCCAUAACAUUUACACAAAGGGAUUUCGUAGGGAGCAGCUCUGUGCGUUUCCAACAACGUCUAUCGGUUGUUAAAUUGAGCCGAUUCAGCAAACACGAGCAAAAAUCCUCCCUCAACUCAACCGGAAUCAACUUUACACACCGGAGAAACCAGCAGCGGUACUACAACGAUCCGGCCUCCGCCCUGCUGCUGUCGAAUAACACAUUCGGUGCUCUCAGUCGUUCGUCGUUUUUCUCUCGUGAUCUCUCCGCAAAAGGACGACUCCGACAAUAAAAACAACAACAACAUCCCUUUUCCACCGAACGCACUGCCGCUGAAAGGGAAGGGUCGUCCAAAGACACGGAGACAAAAACAACAACACCCAGAGCGAGCGGUAACCCCCCAUAAUUGGUGGAAACACCCGGGCCGGGAGGAGAGCCAGAGGGUGUAGUGCGGGUUCCAAAUUGGUUCAGGAAAUUGUGUUCCAGAAUCAACUAAUCGAAGUGACAAUAAGCAGAACACGGACGGGUCUCCCCCAAUUGGGAGCCGGCCUCUCGUGUGGGCACCUUCGAUCGGAACGUCGCCGUUGCUUGCUGUUUUCGGGGGAAUAGCAAUAUUGUCGCGUAGAAAGUGCUGCUGCUGGGGCUCCCUGGCACAGACAGACGGAAGCAAUUAAACACACAUACAGGCACGGUUCUGUUCGGCUGAAACGGAGCGCACCGUAGAGAAUGAUGUGCGAACAAAGCAUAAUCAGUGCCCGCGCCUCGGUCAUGGUGUACGACGAUGGCCAGAAAAAGUGGAUCCCGUCGGGCAGUUCGUCCGGCCUGAGCAAGGUGCAAAUUUUUCACCACCAACAGAACAACACAUUCCGGGUAGUGGGCCGUAAACUGCAGGACCACGAAGUCGUCAUCAACUGCUCGAUCGUUAAAGGACUGAAGUACAAUCAGGCAACGGCCACCUUCCACCAAUGGCGGGAUUCGAAGUAUGUGUACGGUUUGAAUUUUUCGAGCCAUCAGGACGCGGAAGCGUUCGCCCGAGCCAUGAUGCACGCACUGGAGAUUCUGAGCGGUCGCGUUCCACCGCCAUCGAUGGUGACAAACUCGAAUCAAAAUCCGCUGGCCUACGAGGAGGACAUGGGCUAUCGCACAAUGACUCGCGAAGAUGCCGCCAUAAUGCAGCAACAGCAACAGCUGACCGGUGGCCAGCAGCAGCCACCACAGCAGCCAGUGCCACAACCGCCGGGAGGUCCGCCCGGUUCGGUUGGUAUCCUGUCGCCUCAGACGCCCACAUCACAGGGUAUUCCACCGGGAGGGCCGAUUGGCGGGGGUAUGGGUGGGAUGGGAGUAGUGCCCAGUGCCGCUCAAAUUAACCAAGUGCCACCACAGCAACAACAAAUGCAGCAACAGCAGCAGCAGACUCAUCAUCGUACCAGCAGUGCGCCACAACCACCCGCUCUACCACCGCAGCAGCAGAAACCCAUCUAUGCAUCACAGCAAAGUAAUUCCAGCACCAACAGUAUUACCUAUGGAAGCAACUCGCAACCACAGUAUCAGCAGCCUAUUUACGUAGCAUCGAAUCAACAAAAUCAAAUUAUGAACCAGAUGGCCUCGCAAAUACCAGCGCCACCGAUGCCGAACGGAGCGAUUUACGCCACGGCUACCUGUUCGCCGAACACCACCAACAGCACGAACCCGAUCUACGCGGGACAGCAGGUGAUGCUACCACCGGGACAGCCGACCAACUAUGGGCAAACGAAUGGUACCCCGUAUAAUGCCCAGCCGCAGUACGGUAUUCCACCGGUUCCACAGAUGCCAAUACCACAGAUGCAGCAACAGCAGCAACCGUCACCUCAGAUGCAGCAGGCGAACGCCCCACCGCAAGCACCACCACCACCGAUGCCCCCGGCAUUCUCGCUUUCAGCGCCAUCCAACGUUCCACAACCCCCAGCACCGCCUUUACCACCGGCCAACGGGGGAGGCGGUGCGGCACCACCUCCGCCACCGCCACCCCCUGGCGCCAACCUACUUGGUGCUAAGGGAUCCGAUGCCGGUAUCAACUCGCUGGCCCUGCAGCUGGCCACCGCCAAACUGAAGCGAAGUCAACCACCCAAGUCGGCCCCGGCGCCCCCCGUUUCGACCACCGUGACGGAAAACAGCGGCAGCAGCACCUCUAGUGGAGGUAGUGGACGAUCAUCCUCCGGAAUGGCCUCGAUGAUGGACGAGAUGGCGAAAACGUUAGCUCGGCGGCGAGCUCAAGCUGAAAAGAAGGAGCCGGACUCCACCGAGGACGGGCAAUCGGGCGCUUCGAAUGGUCGCCAACGGGCGUGGGAAAAGUCCAGCACCCUACCGCACAAGCUGGGUGGCAGCAGUCAGAACAAUGCCAACAGCAACAACACCAGUCUCAGUGGAUCGGAGUCGCCAAAACCGUCGCGGAAGCGGUUCGGCAGUGCCAGCGAAGAAACGAUACUCAAGCAAAUCAACGGCGACAGCUUUUCGCUGCCCAGUGCGGUAGAGCUGGAAAACUUCAAGGAGGAAAUCCUGCGAGAGAUGCGGAACGAGAUCGCGAAAGCGAAACAGGAAAUAAUCGAAGCCAUCAAAUCGGAAUUCAACCGGAGAGAUCACCGCGAGUCGAAAGUAUGCGCGCCACAAUCCAUCGUCAUGAAUGAUCAUCUGAACAUGCUGAAUCCAGUCGCGCUUGAGUUCCACGUCCAGUGAGAAGGAAGUCCGUUUGCGCUUCCUCUAACGCUUCUACAC
Molecule: messenger RNA, 3993 nt
Organism: Armigeres subalbatus
Lineage: Eukaryota; Metazoa; Arthropoda; Insecta; Diptera; Culicidae
Gene: ena
Product: protein enabled
Exons: 12
Coding region: 1969-3954 (661 amino acids)
Molecular function (GO): SH3 domain binding
Source: RefSeq, a predicted model, not a curated record